Messenger RNA from Strongylus vulgaris, 396 nucleotides. The record is from the annotation of a GenBank genome assembly. NCBI's taxonomy places the organism in Eukaryota, Metazoa, Nematoda, Chromadorea, Rhabditida, Strongylidae.
CACAUGGGCACAGGCAUGGCAACUGAGGAUUACAGAGAAUUUGGUGAACUUGUCAUCUCGCGCAUGAAAGAUCCACCAUUCUAUUGUAUUGAAGACUGUAGUGAUCAAAAAUAUUCAUCAGCUGGUGCUUAUGCCGGUCAACUUCACGACGCCAUGUAUACAUAUGCCCGCGCGCUGAAUGCUACCCUUAAAGAAGAUGCAUCGACAUCGGAUCGGGAUGGAACUUUGAUCCUAGAUCACAUAGAAAUGGAAUUUCAAGGGAUUUCUGGAGAAGUUAUAAUGAGUAUGAAUGGUUCGCGCAAGCCGUUUCUGUAUUUUGAUGGACUAAACAGGAAUGGCGAACAAGUUUUGUACGGAACGAUUUUUGUCGAUGGAACAUACGGAGUAAUAUUUUGA